Molecule: messenger RNA, 2079 nt
Organism: Adineta ricciae
Lineage: Eukaryota; Metazoa; Rotifera; Eurotatoria; Adinetida; Adinetidae
Source: the annotation of a GenBank genome assembly
AUGUGCACUUUCAACCUAUACACCGUUAUUACAGUUUUUAUCCUGAUAGAUAGAGUUCACGGGGCCGAUAAUGUGACCUACCCGAAAUUUCCUCGACAGGGACACUUUUUUAUUGAAAAUAUUGUUACUCUCGGUCAGUAUCAACGUAUACUCAGCGAAAUUCGAUAUGAUUAUGAUAAUAAUCGACUUGUGACCAUUGAUGAUCGAACGUUUACGUAUUAUAAUUAUACUACACAUCAGAAAGCUGUCUACACAAGAAACGGUUUGAAACGCUGUGAUGUGUAUCCCAUCGACAUUGAUAAUCCACUCGAUGGACUUUCUGCCAUGAUGAAUCCUCAAGAUGGAACAACGCAUAUUCGUCCGUUAGAUGAAUUAUUGGGUUUCCCGCCGAAUGCCACCUAUCAAGGAGAAGCUGUUCUACGUGGUUUCAUUCUUGUCCAUCAGUGGAUCUCAACCAUGUCCAACGAAUCGGAUAUGAUUUGGUCAUUUGCAAAACCUAAUUAUUUGAUGCCAUGGAAUCCAGAAAGCUAUACUAUUCCCGUUCAAAGUCUUCUCAAGCGCAAAUCUGACGGUGUUGUUUUACAAGUUAUGAAUAUCUUCAACUACCAAAUCACACUUACUAGUACAGCGUUUGUUCUACCGGGCGGAAUUUUCUGCGAAAAUCUAGUACCCGCUGAUGAUCUGUCCAGUUUACAGGAUGUCGGUAUGAAUUUUCCUGACAGAUUUAGAGUCCGCAUUGAUGCUUCCAGUACAUCACAGCUUCUUUGGCAUUCGGUGAAUUUUCGAUAUUAUUCAUCGAAUGAAGACAAAUUCAUUCGUUAUGAUUAUACACCAUUUGAUAACACUAAAAAUCCAGUUACGAUCAUCAUUGAUUAUACGCAAGGUGCAUCACGUUCGUACAAAAUUGAUCGUCGAACUGGUUCAUGUAUAAUAAAUGAUUCUGUUGAAAUCGUUUUAGCGACAUCAGUUUUACAUAAUCCCAUCGAGAUGUUAAUUAAAUAUCAGAAUUUACUUAUGACGAAUCCGCCACAUCGGAUGUUUCAAUCGACAGGAUCUCGUGCAUGUCGUGGAUCAAUGAACUGCUCGACUCUUGUUGGACAAAUACCUCUAUUUCCGCCGGAUAUUCAAGAAGAGUGGUUAAAAACAGAUGUCGAAUGGGCUUGGUCAAAACGAAACAUCGACAUUCCAUCCUCUCCCUACGAUUAUCCAGUUUCGUUGAAUCUAAAUCUUUACAAAAACACCGGUGGACCACCUGCAAACGUCCACUAUGAGUUCUAUGAUUAUGAUACAAACGUUUAUUUGAACGAGUUCGACAUUAAUUUGUGCUAUCGAUCUAACCAACUAUGGUAUAACCAUUUAGCAUUUAAACUUAAAAUAACCGGUCAACCUACAUCCGACGGUCUGGAAGCUAGCACAAUUCAUCGACGUCAUUUAGCACAACGUCUCCGUGAACAGAUAAGAAGCAUUACGGCAGUGAAACUGUCUCGAAUAUCUGGACUCGAACUUGAUCACCAUUCAAAGCAAGCAGGUCAUAAUGAUACUCUCUAUUGUAUAUUUACUCUUCUUGAUCGUACACCUUUUGUUGAUCCUUCAAGUGAAAUUGAGUUACUCGAUGCUCAAACGAAACUCGAACAAGCAAUUAACGCUGGAACAUUUCAACUAACAACAGAAGAAGGUCUGUCAAUCGAAGCUAUUCCGAAUUCACUAGAGGAUGUUCAGUAUUUCUAUGUAUUUAAUCCAAAUGCAAGUGUAAAUCCAGUCGAUUAUUUCCACAAUACAACUGUCCAUGUCAAUCGAACAAUAACAGAAUAUGUUGACGAAGUUCAAGAAAAAAUUCAGUAUUCCGAUGGCGCACAGGCAAGUGCUGUUCUCGGCGGAAUGGGUGUUGGAAUUUUAGCAGGUGUCUCGAUUGUGCUUCUCGUUGGAUUUUUAAUUAGAAGAAAAGCGAAUUCGUCUGCGACAGGUGGUCUUACAUUUCGAAAUAUUAGUUUUCGCGUUCGAAAUCAUCACGCACAAGAAGAUCAAGAAAUUGUCACAAUGGAACAUCCGGUAUCUGGUAGAGAAGAUGCGUUAACAUAA